AUGCGCAACUGCAGUAACUUCUUCUUCGUCCGCCCUGCAACUCUUCUCUCUUGGUCCGAACUCUUCUCUCUGCCCUCUCUGUCGUCCGGGGCUGAACUGAACUCUCUCUGUCUGGCCUACAAUUCUUCUGCCUGUCUGGCCGGCAACUCUUCUGCCUGUCUGGCCUGCAAUUCUUCUGCCUGUCUGGCCGGCAAUACUUCUGCCUGUCUGGCCUGCAAUUCUUCUGCCUGUCUGGCCUGCAAUUCUUCUGCUUGUCUGGCCUGCAGCUCUUCUGCCUAUCUUCUGCCUGUCUGGCCUGCAACUCCCUUGUCUGGCCUGCAGCUCUUCUGCCUAUCUGGCCUGCAAUUCUUCUGCCUGUCUGGCCUGGUAGCUCCGCUCCAACUUCUCUGCGGCUUUCAGGCAAUUUUCUUCUCUUUGACUUGCUUGUCUGGCUUGGGCCAAACGCCGACCCUCUUCCCCAUCUGGCCUGAACAAUUCCGUCCUGCUGCCUGUCUGGCGGUGCCAAACGACCUGGUCGACCCUUCUCCUCUUUCUCGCAAUCACGGACCGCGAAUGAACUGGUUGGGCGUCCCGUCCUUCGUCCGUCUCCAAUCGGGCGUUUCUGGCUGUGAACUGAGCUCUCUGUCGUCCGGGGCUGAACUGAGCUCUCUGUCGUCCGGAGCUGAACUGAACUUCUUCUGGCCCGUACUUCUUCUGCCUGUCUGGCCGGCAACUCUUCUGCCUGUCUGGCCUGCAAUUCUUCUGCCUGUCUGGCCGAAUACUUCUGCCUGUCUGGCCUGCAAUUCUUCUGCCUCUCUUCUGCCUGUCUGGCCUGAACUCCGCUUGUCUGGCCUGCAGCUCUUCUGCCUAUCUGAAUUCUUCUGCUUGUCUGGCCUGCAGCUCUUCUGCCUGUUGGCCUGCAACUCCGCUUGUCUUCCUGCAGCUCUUCUGCCUGGCCUGCAAUUCUUCUGCUUGUCUGGCCUGCAGCUCUUCUGCCUGUCUGGCCUGCAACGGCAGGCCAACUCCGCUUGUCUCCUGCAACUCCACUUGUCUGGCCUAUUUCUUCACCUAUCUGGGUUGCAAUUCUUCCCUGUCUGGCCUGCAGCGGCUUUCUGCAAUUUUCUUCUCUUCGCUUGGCUGCAACUCUUGGUCCGGGCCAAACGGACCGACCCUUCUUGCCCGCUCUCCCGUCCGCUCUCCAACUGCUCUGGCCUUCCAACGCAACUCUGA
Molecule: messenger RNA, 1209 nt
Organism: Acanthosepion pharaonis
Lineage: Eukaryota; Metazoa; Mollusca; Cephalopoda; Sepiida; Sepiidae
Source: the annotation of a GenBank genome assembly